Wallemia mellicola CBS 633.66 is the source of this 1286-nucleotide messenger RNA. Its product is annotated as farnesyltranstransferase. The record is from RefSeq and is a predicted model, not a curated record. The transcript has a single exon. Gene Ontology annotation, molecular function: prenyltransferase activity. The coding region runs from base 343 to 1254 and encodes 303 amino acids. Gene Ontology annotation, biological process: isoprenoid biosynthetic process. NCBI's taxonomy places the organism in Eukaryota, Fungi, Basidiomycota, Wallemiomycetes, Wallemiales, Wallemiaceae.
CUAUCGACUAAAUUGUGAGCUUUGAUAAACAGAAUAAAAAUAAAAUCUUAAACUAUAAAUUUGCAUAAGACUUGAUAAGAUUAUGAUAAUAAUAUUACACCUAAAUUUAUUGUAAUAUAUUUUUAUUUCCUUCUCUUGAGAUUUAUACCACUUGGUACUUAUCACCUUGAUUCAAACACGUCAUAUUUUCAAAAAAUCAACCAGCGAACAUAAAUGAAUUAUAAAUAGAGCUCAAUUUAGACAAGUUUUAGCCUUUAAUACCUUAAGUUUAACUUAACUGAAUAUAAAUCGUUUAGCUCUGAAUUAUUAGUAAUAAACUUCUUUAUCAAAGUCCAUCAAUCAAUGGACGAAUUACUUUCAGAAAUUGAAGCCGACCAAGAGUGGUCAAAUGAUAAUGAAAUAAAAAUAUUAGAAAGUUUCAAUUAUUUAAAUAAAAUUCAAGGUAAAGACUUUAGGAAUAAAUUAAUUGAUGCUUUUAAUGUUUGGUUAGCUGUUGAUAGUCAUUAUAUUCUUGUUAUUUCUGCAGUUAUCAAUAAAUUACAUAACGCUAGCUUACUGAUCGAUGAUAUUGAAGAUCAUUCUGAUAAGCGUAGAGGUUUCCCUGUCGCUCAUCGUAUCUUUGGUACCCCUUCAACUAUAAACACAGCGAAUUAUAUCUACUUUUUAGCUUUAGACCAAUUGAGGUCUUUAAAUAACUCAUCUUUAAUCGAUAUCUAUAACGAUGAAUUGAUCAAUCUACACAGAGGUCAAGGUAUGGAUUUAUAUUAUAGGGACAAUUUCAUUUGCCCUUCAAUAAGUCAAUACCUUCAAUUGGUUAAUAAUAAAACUUCUGGCUUAUUAAGACUAUCUAUAAAGUUACUCUUGACCUUCUCCUCAUUUGAGAAAAACCUUAUCCCUCUGAUUAACAAGAUUGGUAUUCUUUUUCAAAUUAGAGAUGAUUAUUUAAACCUAUUCGAUUCAAAUAGCUUAAAUAAAAGUUUCGCAGAGGACAUAACCGAAGGAAAAUUUUCUUUUCCGAUUAUUCAUGGAAUUCUAACUGAUAAAGAUUCUAUUAAGAUAAUUAACAUACUUAAGCAAAGGACCAAAGAUCAUGAUUUAAAGUUAUACCUCAUUGACUACUUAAAAACACGAACUAAUUCAGCAGAAUUCACUUUACAAGUUAUAAGAAAAUUACAUUCACAAUCAAUUGAAUUAAUAAAUAAUUUAGGUGGUAACAGCCUGUUAGUAAAAAUACUUGAUGACCUUCUAUUGUAAAUCUAGUUUCACUCACUUCAUUAUUCACAAGC